Messenger RNA from Caenorhabditis auriculariae, 3505 nucleotides. NCBI's taxonomy places the organism in Eukaryota, Metazoa, Nematoda, Chromadorea, Rhabditida, Rhabditidae. The record is from the annotation of a GenBank genome assembly.
AUGUCGCGUCUCAUUGCUGUAUUUCUCCUGCUUGUGCUUCUUUUCGUCGACUUGACGUCUGCCGACGAUCCUCUUCCUGGACAGCAAGUUAUCCGUGCCAAGCGCAACUACUACGGCGGAUUUGACGCCUAUGGGUUUAGAUUUAUUUUUUUUUUGCUUCUUUUCCAUAUUAUUGAUUGACUGUUUAAUCCCAAAAUAUUCAAUCUUGAUGGGAAACAAGAAAAAAAUUCACAUUCAGUAGUUUUUCUUCAUAGGUUUGGUGAACAGUUUCGCAUUUUUUUGGCCAGUCAGUUUGAUAUCUGUAUUUAUUGGCCUAGUUCUUUCAAAAUUCCUUUCCGGAUCGUUUGAAGAAUAUCACGUCAUCGCGGUGAGACCUAUUUUUUUACGCGUGGCAUCGGGUCGCGCCCUUCAGCGAAGGCGCUUUCCUUGAAAACGACCCUAAAAGAAAUUUCGAACAGUCUGUAACAGAGCUGCGCGCAGGCCGGCCUCCGUCGGUCACUUUUUUAAGGUCUUUACUAUGAAGUCCAGAGUGGUCCCUAUAGGGCUUUGGAGGAAAACAACCGCUAUAGGUGUGAAAUUAAGAUGCUCCCUAUAGGGGUUUAGGGUCCGACUAAUUAGCCCCUAAAGCUCAAGCGGACCCUAUAGGGGUCUUUCAACUCCUUUAAAAAAUCCAGUUUCUCUCAUGGAAAAGCUUCUUCGCUUAGAGUUCAUAACAAUUAUCGAAAAGUUUGUUCCCUUUUGGGUCCACUAACUAAAACCCUAUAGGGACCACUUUUGCAAGCUUUGGUGGUCCCUAUAGGGGUUGGUGAAAAAGUCAUUAGAAAAGACCCUCCAAAGGCCCUAAGGUAGCCCCUGUGGAGACCACUCUAGAGUUCUUAAGUACAUAAACUUUUUGAGAAGCACACUUUGAAUUUUUGAGAAAAUUUUCCCGAGCUUCACAGUAUGCAAAUGAUAGAGAUAUUUUUGCAAAAAUUGAUUAGUUUACUAAUUUUCAAUUUUCUCUUUUUUCAGCGACGACUUCUGGUAUGCAGGCCGAAUAAUAGGAAUAAUCGCCGGGAUUUUUCUCCUGUUGCUGUGUUGCUGCCUACCUUGCGUGUGCCUCGUCGGUAUCUGGUUCCUGGGCUGGUUCGGCUUCCGACAAUCGCGUCGUCGUGCAGAGAACAAAGGUGCGAAGAGCCUUCUGGAGGACUUUCGAGCAAUGAAUUUAGUUUAGCGCCAGCGACGACAGUGUCAGUCGCUCCGUAUUCUUCCCCAGCCAACGUCACCGAAUAUCCAACGUCUCCGCCUGUCAGAACUCGCAACGUCGUCGUCGAGUCUUCGCCGAGGGACUCUAGUUCUGUUCGCAACUUCCGCACCGAUGAGCAGGUUUGUAAUUCAUAGGCAAAGUCGGAAGGGUAGAAAGAUGCUCCAUUGAGAUGUUCCUUUUAGGGUGACCCAGGCUUCUUUUUUGCUGCCUUUUGCGCCAUUUUAUUGGUUCUUAUGCUCCAUUUUUUCUGCCUCUCUCUUUUUCUAUCAUUUCUUGAACCUUUAAAAUCCAAGAAAAAAGAAAAAGGCUCGAUAAAGGGACACUCUUUGCUGCCUUUUUGCAGCCUUUUUUGAGCCUCCCUUCUAGCGGCCAUUCCGACUUAGCCCGAGUUAACGCUCAGUAGAUUAUGAAUUUUGAAAAGAAUACUUUUAUAAUGAAGUUUAAGGUAAUCUACGCAGCCGAAGACCGCUACUACACGUCGUCAACAGCGCCCGCCCCUCCUCAUCGUCCAGAGCCUUAUAACUCCCGAUAUUGAUUGUUUGCAAUUUUUUUUUCAUCUUUCUGCAAAAUAUCUUGUUUUACCAUGAGUUCUUCCAUAAUAAAUGUACAUGAGCCUCGUCAUUUCGCACUGAAAAAGUCGAACCAUUUUAGUUUUCUUUGAAGUUAGGUUUAGCCUUUGUAUCAAGACUUGAAAUUCCACGGAACGACAUUCCGCUGUUCCGCUGCGUGCGUUCGCGAAGCGUCUUUCGAAUCUAGGUCACGCUUUCAAUUUAUUUUUAUUGCUGUGGGAGCACAUGCAAGUAGAACCUAAUAAAAAUUCAAAAAAAUUAAUAACGCGAUCCAGGUUCGCAAAGGCGCGCAGCGGCACAGCCAGCGGAAUGUCGUUCGAGGAAAUUUCAAGUCGUGGCACACAGACUAUACACCAAGCUGUACACGGAACUCGUUUUAAAAAUAAUUUCACAAAAGUCCCAUCUUUCUGAUCACUUUGAAGUCAGCCAAGGCAACUGUGGUCCAAGUUGGCGCAAUAAACUUGGUUGCAAAGUGAAGCUUGUCGCUAGGGUUUUUGAAUGAAAGGAAAAUGUUUAGUUUCACAAUAUUUUUUACAGUAAGCCUGAAAGUGGGCGGAGCCUAAUAAAACCUGGUUCUUAAUGUUCAAGAGCUUUUUCACUAUCUGCGAUAGCAAGGAAAGCUCUCAAGAACAAAGAUGAAAUUUUUUUACCAACAAUUUCUGCAUUUGUUCGAUUUUAGGGUAGAUUUUUUUGGUCUCUCGGAAAGACCCAGACUUGAUUAUAUUUCUCAAGUUUUUUUUUCCAAGACGACUUUUCUUAUUUUAAAUUGUCUAUCGAAUCCUAUUUUACAUUGCAAAUUCAAAAAUUAAACCGGCAAUUGUGUCAUUUUCAGCAUUUCGAGCCUCUGGACCCGCACAUAAAUACAAUUCUCUUCGGCUCAAUUGGAUUUAACAACAGAAAAAAAAAUUUUUUUAAUCUUGUAAAUUUCAACAAUUUUAUAAACUUUUUUUCUUCCUUGAAUUUUUUUUUGUAGUUUCAUAGUUCAUUAUUAAACUGGAUAUAUUUUAAUUCUACAAAAAUCUGGAUUUUUUUAGCUGAAGGAGUUAUCUCUCAAUUAUAAGCCAUUACGCGCCAGCUUGUCACGUUUUUCUUUCCGCCAAAAGGCCAGGUCUAAUUUUACCAACUUUCGCUUCAAGACCUUUUUUCUUGCCGUUAUAAAAGCUGAAAUUUGAUCUAAUUUGGUACACGGUCUUUUGGCGGAGAGAAAAACGUGACAAGCUGACGUGGAAUAAGCUACAUUCAAAAUUUUUCAGUAAGAAACUUUUAUUUCUUAUCUUUUUCAGGCUUUGAUCUUCAACGAGAAGCGCAUUUAAAACUUUAUUUUCCUUUUUGUGUUCUCGCUUUCAAAAAAAAAAAUUUUGAAAAGUUGGAUAUAUUCACAACAAUUAGCUAUAAAGAGACCGAGAGAAAAGAGAGGGAUGCUCGCAGCGGCGCCGGACGCUCUCAGCGCUUGUUAGCAGGGAGAGAUGACGUCACACUAUUGACCGCGACGCAGCCGCCUUUGCGUGCCGAGCCGCCAAACGUAUGUAUCGGUCCUGUUGCUAUGAGAGUCUAAUUUUUGUCCCUUCCGCAUGUCAUAUCAAUCUAUCAACUUUCCAACAAUCACUCAUUUUGGAUGGCCUUGCUAGAAACAAAGGUUGUUUAGAAGUCGGCUUCGAGCUCGGUUCUACAAAAGACCAUGAACGAAUAA